Molecule: messenger RNA, 465 nt
Organism: Menidia menidia (Atlantic silverside)
Lineage: Eukaryota; Metazoa; Chordata; Actinopteri; Atheriniformes; Atherinopsidae
Source: the annotation of a GenBank genome assembly
AUGAGAUUUCUGGUGCCUCUAUUCGUUUUCCUGUCUGUGGCAGGGUUCCACACCGCUCUCUCGGCUUCUCUGGAAUCUCCAGAGAAAGAGGAGAAAAGCCCUCCGUAUGAUGGGAUGACCGACCUGCUGAAAAUAGAUCUGAUGGAGUUUGAAGCUGCUCAAAAGACCAAGGCAGCUCAGAUCAACGUAACUGAAGCACAGAAUGAGGAGGACAGCCGCUACCUGGAGGCUGCUCAGGAUGGAUCGGUGGAGGACCGAGUUGAAUCUGAGGACGAAAGCAAAGCAGAGGGAGCCGGGAACUCUGACGCCUCAGCGCAUGGAGGGGAGACAGAAUCAGAGUCUGAGUCCUCAGAAGACACAGACGGAAGACAAAGGCGGGAGCACCAUGAGACUGUGACGGUGACUGCGAGCAGUUUGGACGAAAACAGUCAAGAUUCAUCCAAGGAACAAGAUCUACUGGAGUGA